CCCCCCCCUUUCCCCGGAGGCUCGGGCGGAGCAGCACCGCCGGCGAGGACAGAGGGCCGCAGCCCGGGCCUGACGGGUGAGCAGUCGGGCACGUGAACGCCCACCUCCAGCUUGGCUCAGUGCCCGGCGGCGGCGGCGGCCCCGCGGUGCCCCCCGGCGUCUCCGCCCGGCCCCUGCGCGCCGCCUCUGCGCUCUGCGUAGUGAUUGCAGUUCCUGCUAGCGCCCCGCUCGCUCCCGGAACGCGUGUGAGGAGGACCGCCGCUGCCGAGCCCGCCCGAGCCAUCGGCGUGGCGCCAGGAGCCGCUGCUCGGGAUAUGCGACGGGAGGCCGCCGGCACAGCGCAGGCAGCGGCCCCGCCGCGCCGGGAGAGCCGGGCGACAGCAGAUUGGUCCUUCAGAGGAACCAUCUCUGAUUGCAUCUUCACUCUGAGCUACGACUGCUUCCCAGUGGGAGCGCUGCUGCGGGGAGAGCUCUGAGAUUUUCCCGAAGAGAAAUUCCAUGGGGACUGUACCUGACCCUCUGAGAUCGGCUACAACUUCCCUGAUUGCAGCUUCUGGAAAAGAAGAGGACCUAGGAGAGGUUCAGGCUGCUUCACCGCGGCCUCAACCAGCCCUCCUGGGUAGGAACACCAAUGGCCUUUCCGGCACUCCUGCAGAGCCAGCCCUCAGUCCCAGGACAGCUGCUGAGGCCCUGACGCAGACCACUGAGCAUGAGACCACACAGCCAGCCGUGUCGUCCGCUGGCAUUGUCAGUGAGGUGGGGGAAGCAUCCCCCACGCUCGACUCUCCCGGCAAUACCCAGCUGCCAGGGAGCGGGGAGCCCCCAGCACCGGCCCCACGUCCUGCAGCAGGAAAGGAUCCGAUACACGUAACAUCUACCGCGCCGGCCGAUCCGCACGCCCACCCGGCCAUCCCAGGGGACCAGCCCAACUGCAGCCUCCCAUCAGGACCUGAAGACACCCUGGUGGAACCACAGAGAACUGCGGAUGGAGAGCAAGCUGAGAAGUCAAGUUGUCCGGCGGCAGGGGUCCGCGGCAAAGAUCAGGUGCCCCCUGGUUUUCCCUCUCAGGAAACAAUCCAGGGAAGCGUGCGACCUGCAGAUACAGCAGCCAAGACGUUCGGUCCUGCCCCCGCUCCCGCAGGUGGACCUGAAGGGGAAAGGCGGCAAGCCGUUUGCGGUUCCCAGACGAGGUCCUGUGACCCUCCAGCCGGAGAAGGUAGAUGUUCGGAGGACAAACCACCCUCUCCCACGACCUCAGACCCCCAGGCCGUGACGUCGGUGGCACCUCAGCCAUCCCGCCUCCCUAGCGGAGGGUCCACGUUUCCUCCGGAUCCGGAGAAGAUGCUGCCGCCAGCCCAGCCUCAGGGGUCAAGGUUCAGAGAAGUGAGCACGAUGACCCACCAAGCUGAAAAUGAGAUCAAGCAGGCUCCGCCCAGGGCUCAGCAAGACGCUGAGGUGCAGGCGGUGGCGAGUGUCGAGAGCAGAUCCGUGUCCACCAGCCCCAGCAUUCUCGCCGCGUUCUUAAAGGAAACCCCCGCUCCGGAGCAGUUCCGACGAGAGCAGCUGCGUGUCGUCUGCCGCGGCGGUGGCCGCCUGAGCCGCACAUUGGAGCUGUCUGCAAGCACCCCAGCCCCCCGGGAGGCGGGUCGGUGCCUUGGCACCACGCCAGAGGUGCACAUCCAGCCAGCCGCAGCUGUCUCUGCAGCUUUCCGGGGGGAAGGAACAUCCGUGAGCCUACCGGCUGAGGUCCUUAAAAGCGCGUCAACCAAUGUGGCAUCCAGUAAUGCUCAGGCUACGUGUAAAGAAGAUGGGAGGUCAGCAGGACUGACCCAGGUGGGGCAAGAGCCCGCCUCUAGACAGCUUUGGGGCACUAAUUCUACCUCCCUGAAAGCUAGCCUCGGUGACCAGGUUUCUGUCAGUGCAGGAUGUCAAGCUGAAACAAGUCACGGAUUAGGGGGAUUUGAAACGAAGCCAUCUGAGUUUGCAGCGGAAACCACCAAUGGCCACACACCAGACCCAGACCGGAGACUCUCCAACCCUUGUGGCCCUGCCAGCAGAGCUGACCAGUCCGGGAACUUGGAUCUCACGAAUCAAGGGGACGCAAGAGAGAAGAAGCUUGCAUCUCCUCAGAUAGUAAGAGAACAAGGAUCUCCUGGCAUCGAUAUCCUGGACCCGAGGGCAAGGGCAGAGGCCAAAAGCGUACUGCUCAAUCCUAAACCUCCAGAAAGUAGAGGCACCGCCCCAGCGGCGAGUCCUACACCCUCGCCAGUUAGAAGGAGCCAGGAGGGCAGCGUGGAAGAAAACAGACAGCCCAAGACAGCCACCAGCCUAAGCCUGCCGUCUGACUCGAUGGGGGACUCCAGUCCCGGUUCUGGCAAGAGAACCCCUUCUCGCUCCGUCAAAGCCAGUCCCCGCCGGGCCAGCCGGGUCAGCGAGUUCCUCAAGGAGCAGAAGUUAAACGUGACGGCAGCUGCCGCCCAGGUGGGACUCACUCCGGGAGAGAAGAAGAAGCACCUGGGUGCUGACUCCAGGCUGCAGUUGAAACAGUCCAGGCGUGUCCGGGACGUGGUGUGGGACGAGCAGGGCAUGACCUGGGAGGUGUACGGCGCUUCCCUGGACCCAGAGUCCCUGGGCGUCGCCAUCCAGAACCAUUUACAGCGACAAAUCAGGGAACACGAGAAAUUAAUCAAAGGUCAAAACAGCCAGAGCCGGAGAUCCAUCUCCUCGGAUACUUCUUCAAAUAAAAAGCUCAAAGGCAGGCAGCCCAGUGUUCUGCAGACCAUGUUGCAGAACUUUCGACGGCCCAACUGCUGCGUUCGUCCCGCUCCUUCUUCUGUGUUAGAUUGAAAAGGAACAUGUACGGGAGCCCUUGUAUACUUUUACGGUCUUCAUAGAUAUCCCUCUGUCUGUGUCAAAGCUUACUUAGUGUUUUCUGAGAGACCAGGAAGAGAAAGCAUUAACUUGAGGAAAACUGCUAUUAAGGAUCGUGGCGUCCUUUGAUUGGGGGUCCAUAAAUAAUACAUCAUUUCAGUUUGAAAGAAAGAAAAGAAGCAAGCUUCACUGACGGUUUACGACCUUAAUUAAGAGGAAAUAACAUUCAGUGGGUUUUUUAAUAUGAUGUUGCUUAUAGAAUAACAUGAUCAUUACACGUGUCAUUUUGUAUUACUCACUCAAUUUAUCACACUGUGGUAUUUGCAUUAAAAUCCCUGCUUUAUAUUAAAAAUAGCAAAAACACUCUUAGCAAAAACACGGUUAUACUUUCUAGUCCAUUGCAAUAAGAAUGCUGAUACCACACAAAAUUCAAGCAGGUGAUGAGAAGUAUCAUGUAAAAAAUGGAAACAAAUUUGACUCAUUCCUCGGCCAGAAGAUAAUAAAUAAAAGCAUUUAAAUGCAUAAAAUGCCAAAUAUGAAGUAAUAUUUGUAAACAUCUGCAGAUAACCCUUUUUAUGAACCUUGUUAUACCCGUUAAUAAACGUAAGAAAGUCAUAUUAGGAAAAAAAUUAGCACAGCAUUUGACUAUGAAUACCGCCCACAUAAAACAUGAAUUUAUGUAUACACAUUUUCCUGCACUGAAGGAAAGGGUCAUCUCUGUGAUUGUAACUAGAUUAAAUUCAUAUUUCCUUACCCUAGAGGAAGUACGUGUGACUGAAUUCUUGAAGAGAGUCCUCAAAUUAUUGAUAAUACUAAAUUUUAUGUUGUUCAGGUGUUCUCCGACGACAUUCUACUGAGAAAGUUAUGGUUCUGGUAAGGAAUUAUAAAUAGCCAAUUACCAAACACUUUUUUCUGUGUUGAAAAAAAGAAAGCCUCCUGAGUAACAGAAACAAGAGGUUUAACUGAGACUCCUAUAAACAGGAUUCAUUUUUUUGUUUUGUUUUGAUUUGGUUCAGUAGCUUCUCAUAGAAAAUGUAGUCAAAUAGAAAUGAACUCACUUACUGUUUUUGUAUUUAGACUAAUAUCGUCUAAUUACUUAAGUCUAAUCUGUGGUAAAAAGGUAACCUCUGCAAGCCUCUUGAUUUUAAGAGAAAUACCAUCAUAUCUCAUCCUUCAAACCCAAAAAAAGAAGCCGCCUGUACAAAAACAUGGUUUGAGCUUUGGGUGGGCUUGGUCCUUGAGAACACAGGCACCUGUUUGAGCUGAGCCCUCAGCUGUCUCCAUAGGGGAGCGUGUCCCUGGGGUCCCUGAGUGCUGUGCAGGGCACUGGGCUGGGGUGACCAACAGUGGCUUGAGUCAGGGUAGUGAGGAAGAGGGGAGUGAGCGAGGGUCCUUGAAAGGCUUCGCCUCCUGGACCUGCAGGGAGGUUGCUGGUUUCCACCUUGCUUUUAGAAAAUCUCUGUUAGAGGUUGGAGGGACAUUGGCUGCCUUCUCUAAACGCACUGCCCUUGAUGAGCCAGAAAAGAUUGUCUGGCCUUGUAUUCUGUCUCCAGAGAUUCAUAAAUGCCAUUUGUGCGGUAAAUGCACAGUUUCUGUUUUGGCUUUUUUUUUUUUUUUUUUAAAUUCUCUUUUGAAGAUUCUGAAUCUAUGGGGGUGCGGGGAUCUCAUAGGUAAACUUUAACACCACAAGCUACACUGGACAUAACCUGAAUUAGUAAAUAGCCAUUGAUUCCUUUCAAAGCCAUUGGACUGUCAAUGAAGCCUGUAUCAGUAGACCAGUCACAGCAUUCUCAGAGCCCGAGAAUGGCAAUUAGAGUUGUUAGACUUGAAACUUACAAUGAAUUUUUUAAUAGAGCACGUGUUUCAGUUUCUUACCAAUUGGCCUCUAGUAAGAAAGCUAUCUAAAGUAGAAAUUACCAUCAAAUUAGCCGUCAAAUUAUUAUUAGUGAAUUGAGCCUAAAACUCUCUUUUGACCUUAAAUACCCAUGUGUCGUAGUGUUUAUGUCACUUCUGUAGAAGAUGCCUUUGCCAGUACGUAACCUCCCUCCUCUCUCGCUCACUGACUGUCUCCCUCACACGUGCUGUGUACACACGGAGAACACCUUCUGUACACAGUGGCAGCUGUCAGCAGUACCCAUUCCAGACGGGCGGGCCCCACGUCACCCUCUGCUCUGAACUGGCUGGAACAGGCUGUUCCCUGCAUUAAAAUAGGAGGAGGAAAGGAAGAAUUCAGCAUCUGGUAAUAAUAUUUGUUUUCAUGAGUUUGGAGUAACCACAUGAUUUAUAAAUAGUAAAAGGAAACAGAGACCGAAGAGAGUUGUAGGCAUUUGUCACACAUUAAAAAUAAAUUAAUAAAAUAUAAUAAAUUAAAACUGAAUUUGGUGUUGUAGAUAUGCCCCUCAAAGUAAAGCUUAAUGUGUGAUGGAGUCACUUUAGCUGACUUUCUUUGGGACUGAAACUAACCUUUACUUCUUAAUCUUUCAUUUUUUACUUUCGAUCUUUACCACACUCUAAAGACUGUCACAAAAUGUUGUGAAAGCUUUCUUCUCGCUUGCUGAAUCUUAUAGAAGGAACAGCUUUGAAAAACAAGUCACAGAAGUAGCUCAUUCAGUGAACAGGAGCCUAUUUAAGACAGCAGUGUUUCUGCAUUAUGAUCCCCCAAGGACCCUCAGGACAAAACCUUGAUUUGAAAAUGUUCUUUCACUUCGAUCUGUGACACAGCAUACACAUUCAGGACAUCAUUUGUGGUUCCUUAGGUUCAUUCAACAAAUGAAGUUUCAAAAUAAUUUUCAUGGCAGACUUUUUGAACUUGUUCUUCUUUUCCUUACCUGCAUGAUACACAUCGGGUUGAAAGCUGUUUUUCUCCUUAAUUUCUUUUAGUUAUGUUUUGGUCCUUUUUAAUGCAUUUUAGUUGUUGAAAUAAAUG
Molecule: messenger RNA, 5797 nt
Organism: Balaenoptera musculus (blue whale)
Lineage: Eukaryota; Metazoa; Chordata; Mammalia; Artiodactyla; Balaenopteridae
Gene: GPRIN3
Product: GPRIN family member 3
Exons: 2
Coding region: 499-2847 (782 amino acids)
Biological process (GO): neuron projection development
Cellular component (GO): plasma membrane
Source: RefSeq, a predicted model, not a curated record